GAUUUAGUUCACUGUUUUUUAGUUUAAAUUGAAGUAUGAGUAGUAUUAAUUUUGUAUGCAUAUAUGGAGGUAUGUACUAUAUGUAGAAGAUUAGGAGGAAAAGUUAAAAAAAUUGUGAAUUAGGAGAGAUGCAUUUGGAGGUACGAAUUCCCAGCAAAAGUGUGUGUUAUUGCAUCGGUAUUAUACAACAGCAACAGCGUUUCCCCCCAUUCGACAUACGGGUAUUGUGAAAGUCCGGUUGCGGCCCCUUCUCGGGCCCCGUUCGCUUUAGCGACGAGUCGAGUCGCCUUGGCGAAGCCGGUGAAAGCAAACCGAAACGGUCGGAAUGCUGCCCGCCGAUCCGAGAUCCGAUCGCCGCAAAUCUACGAGCAAAAAGCGACACGACGAGCAUCCACAAUCAGCGGCGAGGGACGCGUGCAGAACUGUAGCGAGAUCACCGACGGCAACGGCGACGAUCCGGUCGUUGUUGGUAUUUGACAUUUGGUGAAGCAGGAGCUGAAAAAUAGAAUACGGUCGGACGAGUAAUCGCGCGCGCUUCGCCGACCUUAGGAAAAUUCGGACCUUAGCAAAAAAUUCGCUGCGAGAAAAACCGUACAACAGUGCGCAAGUUGUUUUGGGGAAAGUAAGGGGAGACGAUUAUAAUGCGUAUUAUGAUGUUAGUUCGAUGCUUUUCAGAGAAAAUUCCGAUGCGUUUCGCUGAAAUUUCAGGACUUGGGAUAGGAGACUUGCUUGAAUACACACACCGUGCACUCCGAGUCGAUUGUGAAGGCUCGCAUUCGUUCACUUUUACUUUCAUUUGUGGCGCAACCUGGUGUUGAAAACUCGUGCCCCAAAAAUAUACUGCGGAGUACACUCGACGCGAAGGCAGGACAGCGAGAAGACGCGAUCGAACGCGGUGCACACUCUUCGGUUACGGCGAUUCUCGGAGUGGUAGUGUGGUGUGGAGCUAUGGCUCAGUGCUAUGGUGGUGAAUAUUCUGGUGCUCGCGACCACCCUGAGGAUUUACAAGUCGCGGGAACCUCUUAAGGACUAAUUAUUUCUCCGGGUUAUCCUAUUCCUUAUAACGAAAUUCGCCAUGUACUCGGAGGAACAAGACACGCACGGAUUAUUAACCUUGCAUUAUGGGAAACACCAUGCUACCAUAGUCGAUGAGAUCAAAACGUGUUUCGCUUCUGAAAAUUACGCCGACAUGACAUUCGUAUGCGAUGACAAAACAACAUUGAGCGCCCAUAAGCUUAUAAUGGCGUCCGCCAGUCCCUUAGUCCGCCGUAUCCUUGGAGAAAGUGCCCAUGCCCACGGACCCAGCGUGGUGCUCAUACCGGGAAUCAAGAGCAAUCAUCUACGCCACCUUCUGGACUUCCUCUACAAAGGGCAAGCUUGCAUUAAGUCGAGUGAAUUGGAUAGUAUUCAAGAGCUGUUCGAGUUGCUCCAGAUCAAAUCGGACAUAUGGCAGUCUCCUAACGCGGAAGAGGCCAAAAUGCAAUCCGAGGAUGACAGCAGCUGGACGGCUCCGGAAAACGAUGCUUCCGAACCUGUAACGGUGAAGAAAGAAACGGACGACGACGAAAAAGAAGAGGGUGAAAUUAAGGACGACGACGACGAUACCGCUGAUGAAAGCAACAUUGAUGAACAGAAUACGGAAUCACCGAACCCAGUAAAUUUAUCGUUGAAUAGUAAAAAUGGAAAUGACGAUGAAAAAAUUAAUGAUUACGAAUCGAAUUCUGUGAAAUCUGAGAAUAAAAACUCGGAUGAACUAAAAAUUGGUCAGUCUACAGUAAAAAUAGCACCGAAAGUGCACGAAUUUUCGCAAUUCCACCACCACCGGAUGAAACGUAAGAACAUGUACAUAGAACCGAUAGAUCUGAAACACCAAGACGAUCUAUCCCAUUUGAAACCGCCUAUAGCCGACCAUAAACUGAUCUCCUUGGUCCAGAGUCCCGACAACUACGUCGUAACGCCGCACAGGAAACGAAGGCCAGGUUUCCACAACUCUCCCGCGCAAAAUCCACCAUUCGUUCCUUUCUCUCCUUCGUACAUCGAGGAAGCCACGCACCAUCAUCAUAGGUAUAAAAACUUGCCUCCUCUGUUAGCAGCCCACCACCCGCUAUCCUUGUCGGCGCCACCUUAUUUGGUGGACAGAACCCACACCCCGACGCCGGGCCAGCAUCCGGACACCUCGGGACCUCCGGACAACGUCGUCGUCAAGUACAGACCCCCGAGCGCCGAUCAGGGCUUAGCCUCAGAUUCGUACCAAGCGUUCGAACACACCUGGGGAGCGUGGUCGUUGUGCCAGACGCAGGUGAACGCUCCAUCGGGAAACGACGACUCCCGCGAUCAUCCGCCUUCGUUCUCCAGCAGCAACGACGACGCCGCAGAGAGUUCCUCUCACGCCACGGGCAGUAGUAAACAAUCUCUACCGACUGUACAAGUUCGCGAAUACCGUUGUGAAUAUUGUGGCAAGCAGUUCGGCAUGUCGUGGAACUUGAAGACUCAUUUGCGAGUGCACACUGGAGAAAAACCGUUCGCGUGUCGGUUGUGCGUCGCCAUGUUCAAACAAAAAGCGCAUUUACUGAAACACUUGUGUUCUGUGCAUAGGAACGUUAUAUCUUCGAACGACGGAAAUUCCGGAAGAUUUAACUGUUGCUUCUGCCCAUUGUCUUUUGAAUCUCUGCCCGAACUAAUUAGACAUUUAUCGGGACCUCACAAUAAUUUGUUGUUAAGCAAAAACAUGCACGAGCUCAAAUAGCAAAACAUUUACAUUCCAAUGCCCACUGAUGAGGUCGUAGUACAGUUUUUUUGGUACGACCAAAUCUUGUGAUAUACUGAUCCUAUCAGUGCCUUCUUCCAUGUAUCUCGUGUGGACGCAGGGACGGAUCCAGACAAUCCGACCACCCGGGACAACUAUUUUUUACGAAUAUUCAAAUUGCUUCAACGAAAAGAAAGUAAUGCAUGGAUAUGUUUAACAAGAAAUGUUAUUUGACAACGCAUUCAAUUAAUGUAGUAUUUGUUCAGUGUGACUAAAUUUAUAACGAAAAAGAGAUCUUAUUUUAUAUUUUUAGCAAUGAAAAAAAACCAAAGGAAAAUAUUUUAUGUACCAGGCUCUCAUAAAGUCUUUUUACCCGAGUGACUAAAUUUGCGGUAUAUCUAAUUUUUUACGUUAGGUACGACAUUUUAAUUUUAAGGACACGUUUAUUAUUUAAUUCGAUCCCACACGAUCAAUUAUGCUUGUCCAAACACUCGAGGUUACUUGGGUGGGAAGAAUUCAUGUGUCUAACAUAUUCGUUAAUUCUAAAUGUCAUUGCUAUUAGUAAAAGUCUCUCUCUUGAAUAGCAUCAACCCGGGAUCAUCAACUUUGCGGCUUCUAUCCGCUAAAAUCCGCUCCUGUGUAAAACGUAGGUAUAGUCGAUAGCCCUUCGGAUAAUCUAAACGAAGAGUAUGGAUAAAUUCGAAGGGUGAGGCACGUAAACUACGGGACCACUUGUGCCUUUUUCCACUUUGAUCGACGCCCUCCGUUGAAAAAAAUGUGUUAAUAGUUUUUAUUGUCUAGACAUAAUCUCAACCGUUGUGUUCAAUUUGACUUUACGUACCUAAACUACGCGUGGUGUGUAUGACAGGUGCUUUAUUAAUUUUAUUAUUCGUUUGGUUUAUUUCGGCUGGACCGAUUUGAUUUACCACUAUAUUCACUUAAAUUAUUUCACCGAUAUUAGGCCGAUGUUCAGACGCGUAAACUAAUUUAUUUCCUUAGCGCUAAUAAAGUGUAAGUUGAUUGUAGGGUUUGUUUGUAAAUUUAACUAAAAAUUUAAUGAUAUUUCGACUGAAUUAAUUAAUACGUUAGCCUGUAGAAGAAAGUAACAGUGUUGGAAAACUUAGGAUUCAAUAAAUAUAAUCAGCCUUUGAGCAAUGGCCUGUACUGUUAUAUACAUCACAAGUGGAUAAUUUUUAUACAUUAACGAAAAAUGCUAACUAAAACUAUAACAUCAUCACCAUUAUUAUUAAAUCUAACUUGAACGGUUACAAUUGGGUAUGGUUAAUUUUUCUUCGGAGCAUUUUUUGUUUUUGUAUGUAACAUUUGUAUAUUACUUGCUAGAAAGUUUUUACUAUAAAACUGGAACGUAUGAUCGUAUAUUUUUUGAAUAUACACACCAAAGAAGUAAAAAUUAAGUCGAAAUAUGCAGUCAUUAUAACUUAUUCACCUCUCUUUAUUCGCUCUCAUAUUAACUCUUAUUGACACAAUUCCCAAAUAUGGAUUUAACUGUUGUAGAAGUAUUAAUUUAGUUUGGCCCAAUUCUGAUAACUCUAUUUCAAAUUCUUGUUAAUGGAUUAAUUUGCUGAAAACAAAAAUAUCCUUCUGGCACGAUUGAUUAUAAAACGUGGUACAAAUGUGGUAACUUAGUAUUUUGUUAGAUUUGUUAAUUGUAAAUAACUAGCUUGUAAAUAGUGUAAGACAAUAAAAAAUGUUUUUUCUUGUA
This is a messenger RNA of Phyllotreta striolata, 4469 nucleotides long. Lineage: Eukaryota; Metazoa; Arthropoda; Insecta; Coleoptera; Chrysomelidae. The record is from the annotation of a GenBank genome assembly.